UUCAGGGCAGCAAACAUGGGCUCUACAUAAAAGCUGGGCACACUGUAAAGAACACAAGAUAAACGAAUUGUCCGAAAUUAAUUUGAUAAGAAACGUGGCGAAAAGAACAAAUAUAAAUGAAGCAUAAAGACCAUAAAAGAGUCAAAAAGGCAAAAAAAGAUAAGAAACGUUCAAAAACGCACCGAGAUGGUUCUAAAAAGUUAAAGAAGAGAGACAAAGAGGCAAAGCACAAGACGGAAUCAGGUCCAAUAAGCAGCGAUCCAGAGCAACAGACCAACAACGACAAUAAGCAGCAGACGCAGCCGGUUAUGUCCGACUUCGAUGUGCUCAGCAUCUAUGAGGAUAUAUCAAAACUAAGCGCUGUAGAGCGCUAUUUGAACAUGCUAUAUCGUCCCUUCACGUGCUUCGUGAAAACCAACUGCGAGUUCAAACUCUCCGAGUUGGACUGUUUUCUGUCGGACACGCGCUAUGAGCCGGAUAAGCACUCGGCUCUGCUCAUACGGCUCUCGAGUCCAAUAUGCAGCUUAAGGCUUUACGAUAAUGGAAACAUCUGCUGCCAGGGCUACUCGUACGACAGCGCCGCCCUGGGCAUACAUCGCUUUAUUGGCACCAUGGAGCACCUGGGCUACUCGCCCGUGUUUCAGAAUCCCAAGUUUAAUGUGGUCAAUGCGACAUUCUGUAUGCCAUUUAGCAUUCACCUAGAGCAGCUUCAUAGGGAAUAUCAUGAGGAUUGCUUAUACAAUCCAGAAACACGCCCAUAUCUGACAUACCAAAUACGCAACUCCUCCAUUAAAUUGGCCAUUUUUCACGUAGGCUAUGUGUACGUACUUCUGUCCUCCCAGCCGCGCUUCACCCAAAAGGCAAUCGCUUUCAUAAUGCCCAUACUCUUUCGACAUAGAGCCGCCAAUAGGCCCCAUGUUGCGGAGUGUAGCAGCGGCGACAUCAAUUUCAAGUUGCUGUGGGAAAAUGAAUUCCAGAAGGCAUACCAAGGCACUCUUAAAUAUUCCAGAUGAGCAAUAACUUUGCUCAACAAUGUUGAUUCUUUACUGCUGCCGCUGUUGUUGUGAUUGCUGUAGUUGUUACUGUUGCAUUUUUGCGCUGGCGUUGAAGCCAAACUUUAAUUUUCAUAUAUAUGAACACCAAAGUUUUCUAUAUGAGCAAGCAUAUCCGGUUUAUUCUCAUAACUGUCGAAAUGCAGCGCCCGGAGCACAGGAAACUUAUUAGUCGGUUAUUUAAAUGACAAGAGCCGUUAUGCAAACACACACACACACACGCACACACACACACACCAAAUUAUUUAAAUAUGUUCAUAG
Drosophila novamexicana is the source of this 1313-nucleotide messenger RNA. RefSeq names its product TATA box-binding protein-like protein 1 (gene Trf5). The record is from RefSeq and is a predicted model, not a curated record. Gene Ontology annotation, biological process: DNA-templated transcription initiation. Bases 117 to 1013 code for a protein of 298 amino acids. Gene Ontology annotation, molecular function: DNA binding; RNA polymerase II general transcription initiation factor activity. Lineage: Eukaryota; Metazoa; Arthropoda; Insecta; Diptera; Drosophilidae. The transcript has 3 exons.